Cryptococcus wingfieldii CBS 7118 is the source of this 1119-nucleotide messenger RNA. RefSeq lists its product as hypothetical. The record is from RefSeq and is a predicted model, not a curated record. Bases 1 to 1119 code for a protein of 372 amino acids. The transcript has a single exon. NCBI's taxonomy places the organism in Eukaryota, Fungi, Basidiomycota, Tremellomycetes, Tremellales, Cryptococcaceae.
AUGGAAGAACAAAGCUCCCCCAGCGAAGAUGGUUCUUCUUCCUCUCCUGGAUUGGACGCCGGAGCAUCGUCAUCUGAUGCGCCCCCUUCUACAAGACAAGACAGCUUCAAUACCUUCAUGAAGAGCAUCCAGACACAGUUCACAAAGCUGAAAAGCUCAAAGUCUGCCGGGUCUUCAUCAGCAGAACCUGAAGUCAUGGAACUUGUUCCCGAGGAGGAGAGAGAGCCAGUCUCAUUAUACUCUGAAAGAGCUCUCGAAGAGGCGAUUGACGAUGUCACCCGAGAGAUCCAGGAGAAUCUGGCAUAUCAGCGUCUGGGCCAGGCUUGCUUGGUCGAUCCAGCAACAAGAAACGCUCUUCCGUCCAUAGAGCACGUGUAUACCGCAUACCGAGAUAUCAUGGACAAUGCCACUCUGCAUGACACUAUUCACAGCUUUGUCUCUGAGAAGAUGGAGCUGGAGCGCAACUUGGCUCUGGAGGCUGUAAAUCAGGGGGAAAUAGGAGACUUGGGAUUUGCUUACUGUUUUCACCCGGAUGUCGAUACCACUCCCGGUUCAUGGGGACUGAAUAUGUCCAUCUCACCAGGCUGGGGAGGUAAUAAUCUCGUGCACAUUGCCCCCGUGGAAGGGAUCAAGUUCGGAAACGAAGAAGUGAGAAGUUGGUUUGCAGAAGGCGAAAAAUCUGUGAUGGCUGAGACGGGUAAGAGGUUGGCUACAGAAGGCACCGAGCUUGUUAGCAACAUGAAGAGGUAUCCGGACCCCCGGGUGUCGCCGAUGUUUGAGUGGGACACAAUGGAUGAGAGGAUCGAGCAAUACGAUUGGCACGGAAUUGGCAAAAGCAUCAAGGAGACGCUUGCCGGGACGAUCGAUGAGACCAUCGCCGCCAAUGGCGAGCAACGAAGGGAAGGAGGAUUCAGCGGGCAAGGUGAACAGCGAAACAUCUGGCUACAGCCCAUCACCGCUCUCACCGAAGACGGGUUGAGCGCUUCUCUCAGGUGGAGUUCGAAGGAUGGGUUCUUUGACGGGACAGGCAAGCCAGAUGAGAUUGAUAUUGGUUCGCUGGUGGAAGGCGGUUUGGAAGCUUGGCGGGACAUCAAGGGAAAGAAGAUGGUGAGGGAUUGA